AUGUAUAAAUUGAGAGGUGCAGCCGGUACUGUUUCGCAGACCUUCAAGUCUGCAAGAACACCAUUAACAUCAAAGAGAUUCUAUUCAAUGCCAGAAAUUCCAAAGACCCAAAAAGCCGUUGUCUUCGAGACACAUGGUGGCCCAUUGGAAUACAAAGAGAUCCCAGUGCCAAAACCCAAGGCUAACGAAAUCCUGAUCAACGUUAAGUAUUCAGGUGUUUGUCAUACUGACUUGCACGCAUGGCAAGGAGAUUGGCCAUUGGCCACUAAGCUGCCUCUUGUGGGAGGCCACGAGGGAGCCGGAAUUGUUGUUGCCAAGGGAGAAAACGUGACUUCAUUUGAAAUCGGUGAUUAUGCUGGUAUCAAGUGGUUGAACGGUUCUUGUCUUGACUGUGAGUUCUGUGAGCGCGGAGCAGAGCCAAACUGUGCUAAAGCCGACCUUUCUGGUUACACCCAUGACGGUUCUUUCCAGCAGUAUGCCACGGCCGAUGCCGUACAGGCAGCUCAUAUUCCAAAGGGAACCGACCUUGCUGAGGUUGCACCAAUUCUGUGUGCUGGUGUUACCGUUUACAAGGCCUUGAAGACUGCCGAUCUUUCUCCAGGUCAAUGGGUUGCCAUUUCCGGUGCCGGUGGUGGACUCGGAUCUUUGGCUAUCCAAUACGCAAAGGCCAUGGGUCUCCGUAUCCUAGCCAUUGACGGUGGAGAAGACAAGGCCAACCUGUGUUCCGAACUCGGUGCUGAAGUUUUCAUCGACUUCACCAAGACGAAGGACUUGGUUGCAGAUGUGGUCAAGGCCACCAACGGAGGUCCUCACGGAGUGAUCAAUGUGUCUGUUUCUGAAUUUGCCAUUGCUCAGUCGUGCGAAUAUGCAAGACCUCUCGGAAAGGUUGUUCUUGUUGGUUUGCCAGCCGGUGCCGUUUGCAAGUCGCCUGUAUUUGCACACGUUGUGAAGUCACUUGAGAUCAAGGGUUCCUACGUCGGAAACAGAGCGGAUACUUCUGAGGCUCUGGACUUCUUCUCUAGAGGGCUGGUCAAGGCACCAAUCACCAUCAUCGGACUUUCCGAAUUGCCAAAGGUUUACGAAUUGAUGGAGAAGGGAGCCAUUCUGGGCAGAUAUGUCGUCGACACCACCAAAUGA
Molecule: messenger RNA, 1137 nt
Organism: Kuraishia capsulata CBS 1993
Lineage: Eukaryota; Fungi; Ascomycota; Pichiomycetes; Pichiales; Pichiaceae
Exons: 1
Coding region: 1-1137 (378 amino acids)
Molecular function (GO): zinc ion binding; oxidoreductase activity
Source: RefSeq, a predicted model, not a curated record